This is a messenger RNA of Helianthus annuus (common sunflower), 2551 nucleotides long. RefSeq lists its product as uncharacterized. The record is from RefSeq and is a predicted model, not a curated record. Bases 1365 to 2174 code for a protein of 269 amino acids. Lineage: Eukaryota; Viridiplantae; Streptophyta; Magnoliopsida; Asterales; Asteraceae. The transcript has 2 exons.
AUGUUAAUUUAUUGGUUUUUUGUUAAAAAUAACCCUUGUUAUUGUCAUUCAUAAUGGGCUUAAUGUUUACUUAUAUUGGGUUGUUAUAUUGGGCUUAUUGUUUUCUGUUAGUAAGUUGUUGUAACAGAUUGUAAGCAGUUGGAACUGUGAGGGGUGAAAUGUAAAUGUUGAAGGGCUGCUAUUAUCUCUGGUCAUAGAUCUGGGCUGAAGUGUAACUUAUGAUUGAGCUGGAUAUAAAAGCUAGAAGACCUUCUGGAUCAUUCAUUCACCGCUUCACUUUUACACAUACUCUCUCUGUUGUUUCUGUAAUUAGGGUUUCCUCUUUGUGUUAGAUCAGUGCUGAUAUCUCUCAUUUGUGUUAGAGAGAUUGUACUUCUGGUAUUGAUGAUCAUCAGUGGAUGAUCAUCAGGUGUUAUUGUUGUAUUUUGUACUGAUCGUUGAUCUUACAGUUUGUAAGAUCUUUGGGUAUUUGGGGGGAACUGUUUUGGGUUGGAUAAAUAAGAUUUUGUCACCGUUUUCGUCGCUAUUUCUUGUGUUUGUUCAUUGUUAUUGUUCAUACCAUUGUUUUAACAUGGUAUCAGAGCCUCGUGGCUCUUGAUUUCUGGAUCUGUGCUUGAUUUCUGAUUUUGUUUGUUCCGCCGUGUGUUCUUUAGGUUCUGGUGAUUUCUGUUUGAUGUUUUUGUGUUCCUCACUACUUGAGGAAGUUGUAGAUCUGGACUUUUGAAAGGUUGCUGUUACGGAUCUGGUUCGUUGAAAACCCUAGUUAGGGUUUGGAGGAUCUGGUGGUUGACUUCUCAUCUUCUGGUGCUUCUUUACAUAAUGUGUUGGUCUCUGAAACCCUAGAAGGCCUCAGGGAAAACUGACCAGUGUGUAUUGUGGUUCUAGCUGCUUGAUCUGUGAUCUGUAAUCCUAGAAGGUUACAAUCUCAGAUCUAUUUGGAGGGAGUUAAACGCUCUUUGUAAGAUCGUUCUUUACCUUUCUCUGGAUUAUUUUUCUUGUUGUUGUUGAUUAGUUGAUGCCGGGGUAGUGAGGACCCGUUAUAUUGAUUGAUACAGUUGAUACCGGGGUAAUCAGGAACGGUUUGUCUGUUCUUGUUUGUUCUUGUGAUUACUUUAUGUUUGUCUACACUUGUAUUGUACUUGUUCUGUUUUUCUUGAGUAUAGUGUAUGUAGUAGUUUGUUGUGGCUCCUGAGUAAAGGCUUGUCCAGGCACCACAGAGUGACGAACCUGGAAUCUGGUCCCUGACUCAGCUUCGCCUUAGGGUUUGUUUUCUUUUGUGAUCUGUUAUUUGUUGAUAACCUGUGUUCUCUGUUUGAUCUGUGUUUUGUAAUCUGUUGUGUGAUUUACUUGUCUAUUUGUGUUAUAUGGGUGAUAUUCGUAGUUCGUCUGUUACUCUUAUUAGCAAAUUAGAUAUAGGAAAUCCUCUUUAUCUGCAUCCUAGUGACUCAAGUUCUUUAACCAUAGUUAGUAUAAAACUUAAGGGCACUGAGAAUUAUGCUGUCUGGUCUAGUGCAAUGAAACUUGCACUAGAAGCUAAAAAUAAGUAUGGCUUUAUUGAUGGUAAAUAUGAAAAACUUGCUGAUGAUCAUGUCUUAGCUGCCCAAUGGGAUAGAUGCAACUUUGUGGUCUUAACUUGGUUAUUAAAUUCUGUGUCUGAAGAGUUGUUCUUAGGUCAAGUCUUUUUCAAACUUGCCUCAGAAGUUUGGACAAACUUGAAAGAAACAUAUGAUAAGGUAGAUGGUUCUGUUGUCUAUGACUUAUAUAAACGAAUUAACUGUAUUUCACAAAGUAGUAGUUCUGUGGCUGAAUAUUAUAACAAGUUGACAACAAUGUGGAAGCAGUUUGAUGCGAUGGUGCAUCUGCCUUCACGUUCUUGUCAAGCAGCCGAAGACUACAAUGAUUUUUCAACUUUAAUAAAACUGAUGCAGUUUCUCAUGGGUCUUGAUGAUGUGUAUCAACCUGUGAGAACAAACUUGCUGACAAGAGAACCAUUUCCUUCAGUCAAAGCUACUUGUGCUUUGAUUUCUAGAGAAGAGUCACAUAGACUUUCUAGUGGUGGGUCAAAGGGUCAGUCUGUGUCUUUUGUGUCUAAGUCAAACCAGUCUAAUCAAAACUUUGACCCUAGAAGGAGAAAUUUUAGGGGACCUAAUCCAAAUUUAAAAUGUACUAAUUGAAAUAUGUUAGGUCAUACUGUUGAUCGGUGUUUUGAGUUAAUUGGUUAUCCUCCUUGUAUGAAAAAGAGAACUAGUGGGUCAUUUGCUAGGAAUAAUAGUGGUAAUGAUUCUAAUAAGUCUGGUAUGUCAUCUGGUCCUUCUAGUUCUGUUGUGUUUGCUUUACCUUUUACUCCUGAGCAGAUUACAAAGUUGAUAAGUUUAGCUGGUGAUAAGUCUGAGGGAGAUCAGGGGAAGUCUAAUAUGGGAGAUUUAGGAGCCCAUUAAAAGCUAUUUGCACUUGCUGAUUGUUAUACGGCUGAGAUUAAAAUUAUAAUUUGCUCAGGUAAAUACUUUUAACUUAUUUUCCGUUAUACGGGCUUGGGAUACAGUAUUAUAAU